Molecule: messenger RNA, 3376 nt
Organism: Spodoptera frugiperda (fall armyworm)
Lineage: Eukaryota; Metazoa; Arthropoda; Insecta; Lepidoptera; Noctuidae
Product: alanine aminotransferase 2
Exons: 11
Coding region: 160-1695 (511 amino acids)
Biological process (GO): biosynthetic process
Molecular function (GO): L-alanine:2-oxoglutarate transaminase activity; pyridoxal phosphate binding
Source: RefSeq, a predicted model, not a curated record
AACUCUUUAUUUUGGCUUAGUUAAUUGUCAAUGUCUCAUUUUACUGUCAGCCAACAUAUACCAAAAUUUUGAUCAAUCUUGCCCGUGUCUAAGAUUUUAUAUUUUUUGAAUCUUUUUAUGUUUUAACCGUUUUGAAGGCAAUUUUAAUUGGUAAAUUUAAUGUGGCAGAAUGUGGCAGUCGACGGCGUCUCGCCGGCAGUUCCUGCCCUCGUGGUGCAUAGUGAUUAUUCGCACCAAGUCGCAGGGAUCCCUUACUUUGGAAAAUUUAAACCCAAACAUCAUAAAGCUGCAGUAUGCCGUGCGAGGACCUCUUGUCAUCCGUGCUGGUGCAUUGAUAAAGGAGCUGGCAGGGUAUUUAUUAUUUGUUUACAGGGAUCUAGUAAGCCUUUCAAUAAGGUCAUCCUUGCAAAUGUGGGAGAUGCGCAAGCUAUGAAACAGCAACCUAUCACCUUCAUCCGACAGGUGGUCGCCUGUGCGUCUUAUCCGAAUCUCAUAAAGUCGGGCUCAAUGCCGGCGGACGUGAAGCAGAGAGCAAAAGAUAUACUCAAAAGCUGCGCUGGCCAGUCAGUGGGCGCGUACACGAUGUCGCACGGCAUCGAGCUGAUCCGGCGCCACGUGGCGGAGUACAUCGAGCAGCGCGACGGGCACAAGGCCAACUGGCAGGACAUCUGCCUCACUGCGGGAGCCUCCAACGGUAUCAAGCACGUCUUGGAACUAUUCUGCAAUAAAGUCGACUGCAAGCCUACCGGUAUCAUGAUACCGAUCCCGCAGUACCCGUUAUAUUCGGCCACGCUCACGGAGUUCGGGAUAGGUCACAUCCGCUACUACCUGGACGAGGACAAGGGCUGGGCGCUCGACAUCAACGAGCUGGAGCGGUCCUUCACGGACGGCAGCAAGACGCACGCCGUGCGGGCCAUCGUCGUCAUCAACCCCGGCAACCCCACCGGACAGGUUCUGAAACGUGGUAACAUUGAGGACAUAAUAAAGUUUGCACAUAAAAAGAACUUACUUAUAUUCGCGGACGAAGUGUACCAGGCUAAUGUGUACGACAAGGACAGUAAGUUCUUCUCCUUCAAAAAGGUGAUGACGGAGCUGGGCGCGCCGUACAGCUGCUGCGCGCUGGCGUCGUUCAUGUCCAUCAGCAAGGGGUACACGGGCGAGUGCGGGCUGCGCGGCGGCUGGAUGGAGCUCUGCAACAUGGACCCCAAAGUGCAGGAGCACCUCUACAAGGCCAUGUCCGCCAUGCUCUGUCCCCCCACUAUCGGGCAGAUCGUCUGUGAUUGCGUUGCAAAAACCCCUUGCUGCGGUGAGCCAUCGUACGAACUGUGGGAGAAGGAGAGGUGUGCCGUACUGGACUCAUUGAAAGAGCGGUCCGAGAUGAUCGUGCAAGCCUUCAACGGCAUGAAGGGGUUCAAGUGUAACAAGGUGCAGGGUGCAAUGUACGCUUUCCCGCGCAUCGAGUUAUCGAGUAAAGCGGUAGAGGCUGCCAAGGCAGCAGGGAAAGCCCCAGACGUGUUCUAUGCCUUCAAACUCUUGGAGGAUUGUGGUAUUUGUAUAGUUCCCGGCUCCGGCUUUGGCCAGAAACCUGGCACCUACCACUUCCGCACCACCAUACUGCCGCAGAAGCCCCUCCUCAAGGAGAUGCUAGAUACUUUCCAGAAAUUCCAUCAAAAAUUCUCCGAGCAGUACCCAUAAUGGCCAGUGUUCAUUUACUGUGUAAAUACCUAGGUGUCAGACGGGUUUGUAACGAAUUAAUUUAUAGAGAGAUGUGCUAAGAUAGGUUGCUGUGGAUGCGUUUAGCUUUCACCAAUAAUAUUCAUUGGCACGCAUAUCACUGGUGGAAACGGACUCAACUACGCUAUGUUUUUUAUAUGGAAGAUAUUUCUUACUUUUCCAUCAAACGUAAUUGUUCGAGUUGCGUAGUUCAUGUUGGUGCCGGAGUGAAGUACACUGCCUGUGAGGAGAACACGCACUGAGUCGCAUGGAAGUGUGGAGACUGCAGUCUUAAUUCAGGCACUGUUCUAUUGGAGCGAAGUAAAUUAUCUAGUCAAUUGGAAGCAUUGCCAUUAAUAUAUGGAGGACUGGCAAGCCAUAAAACCAGAACUGUCAGCGUCAAAAAUCUUCGAGAUUUUGGAUGUUAAGUGUCACAUACCCAAAAAACAUUAUAUGACAAGAGUGUGCGCCCUGCCAAACUCAAGGAGCCAACUGUUGCGCGAUAGUCACCGCGUCGUGUACCCCGGAAUGAUGCUCAUGAAUAUGUGCUGCUGGAACGGCUUGAAACUAGUCGAGUUCCUCGUCAAACAGUUACGUGAGUAAACCGAAAAUUAUAACAGUUGCCUUCUACAAACUAUCUAAUUAUCUUAUACUAGCUACUUCCGCGCGGUUUCACCCGCUCUGCUUAGCUCCUAUUGGUCAUAGCGUGAUGUUUUAUAGCCUAUAGCCUUCCUCGAUAAAUGCACCAUUCAACACAAAAGGAAUUAUUCAAAUUGGACCAGUAGUUCCGGAGAUUAGCGCGUUCAAACAAACAAACAAACUCUUCAGCUUUAUAAUAUUAGUAUAGAUCUAUAACAAAGAAUUCUGGGGUUAGUAGUCGAUUGGGAAGAGCGCAUUGAAGCACUGUGUAAGAAAAUGAGAGGUCAUGUACUAACUCCAACUGUCAACUUGAUGCAUAUAACUCGUGGGACAUAUCUACUAGAUUAAUUAUUAUGGUUAUCGGCUUACUCACGGUAGUCAGUAUGACGGCUAUCAGGAGCAGUGCGACUGUCGCUGCGUCGUGUGUGGCGGAAUAUUGCUCAUGAAUGUGCGCCUUUGGCAUGGCUUGAUUGAAACUAGUCGAGUUCCUCGUCAAACAUUUACGUGAGUAAGCUGAUAAAAUUAAUAUAUUUUUAGUAGUAAUUUAGCAUGUCACACGCAAGUUAUAAUGCACCUACUCUUAUUAAGAUAUGAUAUAUUUUUUUGAGGUUUUGUACUGACAACGAAGUCGCUUAGGCUUCAAUAACUGACACUUGUGAGUCAUACUGCAAAUAACAUAAGAUUUGAACACUCCCUCCCGUUAAAUUGACGUUUAGUUCUCUAUAAUUAUAUAACCGUAAAAUGUAACAGGCCAAAUGAAAGACUUCGUGGGAGAAACUCUCUAACGUGUAAAGUAUCUAUAUUCUGAGACUCUCCUCUCGAGUUUACAAUGAGGUUCCAAAAUAAAUCGAAAAUGAACUUUUCUUGCGCAAAAUAUUUUACUUCAAUUGGUAUAACAUCUCGGAUGACAUGUACUCUAUAUUGGGACAUUGUAUUUUUAUAUUUUACUUAUGUACGUGUUUUUGAUGUUUUAUUAUAUUGACUUUUCUUUGAUUGUGUGAUAUUAAAUAUAUAUUUGUCAUUA